AUGCUGAUGGAUUUCCUUUUAAUUGGACUGUAUUUAAAGUGGCCAGUGAAGAAGCCCCCUGGGUUGUUACUGUGUUCAUUGGUCAUUUUUUUAAGACUGUUUCCCAUGGUGGAGGGGGUUUGUCCGAAACUGUGCCGCUGCGACAGCAAGCUGCUGUACUGCGAAGGGUUGAAUCUCACAGACAUUCCCCAAAAUUUGAGCAGCGCCUUGGGCUUGUCAAUGCGAGAGAACAACUUGACUGAACUACGUGAAGGCCAACUGGUCGGGUUGUCACAGCUCACCUGGCUCUACCUUGAUCACAACAACAUUGACAUUGUGGAGGAGGCUGCCUUUGACAAGCUAAGGCGGGUAAAGGAAUUGGACCUGAGCAGCAACCGAAUUGAGAGUCUGCCAAAUGGUACCUUUAGGCCCCUCCCAAACUUGCGCAUCCUGGAUGUCUCAUACAACAGGCUGCAGGCCCUUGAGCCUGACUUGUUUCAUGGCCUUCGAAAGCUUACUAAUCUGCAUUUGCGCUACAACGCUCUCAAAUUUGUGCCAGUACGGAUUUUUCAAGACUGCCGGAGCAUGCAGUUUCUCGACUUGGGAUACAACCAACUGCAAAGUCUGGCAAGGAACUCCUUCGCGGGACUCUUCAAGCUGACAGAGUUGCAUCUUGAGCACAAUGAGCUAGUUAAAGUCAACCUCGCCCAUUUCCCUCGACUAAUCUCUUUACGCACCCUGUAUAUGCACAACAAUCGAGCAACUAUUGUUGUCAAUACCCUGGAAUGGACAUGGCAUUUCUUGGAAAAGAUUGACUUAUCUGCCAAUGAAAUUGAAUACAUCGAGCCACAUGUUUUUGAGGGUGCACCCAACCUCAAGGUGUUGAUGCUAGACUCCAAUCGCUUGACCUCUAUGGACCAACGCAUCCUGGAUUCAUGGUCCUCCCUAAACAGCAUUACCCUGGGAGGGAACGACUGGGAAUGCAGUCGCAACGUUUGUGCCUUGGCCUCUUGGUUGAGUGCCUUUAAAGGGCAACGUGACAAUUCACUACUGUGUUCAAGCCCAGACACUGCACAAGGUGAGGAUGUCUUGGAUGCUGUCUACGCUUUUCAGCUCUGUGACGAUCCCACACUGGAAGUUACCUCAGCAGGUCUGUAUGCCUCUACAAGGGACCUGGUCCAAGGUGGCUCUGUGUUCCUAGGCCCUUUUACCCCCAACCCGUAUGACGGUGAGGGCGGUGAAGUGGUCACCAGUUCUUUCACUGUCACAGUGGGACACGACGACCUGGAGAGCACCAUGCAGAUCCACAAGACUGGCACAAUGGCACUCAUUUUUUCCUUCCUCAUCAUUGUGCUUAUGUUGUAUGUGUCAUGGAAGUGCUUUCCAGCCGGAAUAAGACAAAUGAGGCAGUGUUUCAGCAGUCAGCGUCGUAAACAGAAGCAGAAGCAAAGCAUGCAGCAGAUGGCUACAAUUUCUACACCGGAGUACUAUGUUGACUAUAAGCCUAACCAUAUUGAGGGAGCCCUGGUAAUCAUCAAUGAAUAUGGCUCGUGUACUUGCCAACAGCAACCUUCUCGGGAAUGCGAGGUGUGA
Nerophis lumbriciformis (worm pipefish) is the source of this 1572-nucleotide messenger RNA. NCBI's taxonomy places the organism in Eukaryota, Metazoa, Chordata, Actinopteri, Syngnathiformes, Syngnathidae. The record is from RefSeq and is a predicted model, not a curated record.